AUGUAUAACGGAAUUGGUUUGCCGACGCCUAGAGGUAGCGGGACCAACGGUUAUGUACAGCGAAACCUGGCAUAUCUUACUACCUACAAGGAUAAAAUUAAUUACAAAACAGACGGAGAUGCUAAACGUGUGGAUGCACUGGCGUUUAAAGAGCCUAAUAAGGAUAUACUGAUGCACGAAAAAAAGCGGCAGGUCGAAGUGAGGUGCUUUGAACUGCAACAAACGAUGGAGGACCAGGGGUAUACUGAAAGGGAAAUUGAUGAAAAAGUUUCAGCUCUGAGGAAGGAGCUUAUUUCUAGGCUUGGUGACGACAUUGCUCCCAGGAGUCUAGGUGAAGCAUUUAAAUCGGGUGCGACCAUUAUUCCAGAUGCCAACAGGCUUAUUCCGCGAGGUACACACGAAACUGCAGCAGUGGCAAUUCUGAAGAAUACGGUUUUUAAAGAAGCUUUGGGGAUAGGUGAGGAUUAUGAAGAUGGAAGUGCGAUGCAAAGCUCGCGCGAACGACGUCGACAAGCUGAGGAGGCGAAAGCUCUCUUCGAGUCUCAGAAGAGUUUGAAGACGCUGAAAUCUUCGUCAGAAGAAUCCGAUGAGGACGACGAAGGGACUAAAAAGGAAAAGAGCAUUCAGAAACACAAGAAAACUCACAGUCAUCGUAGAAAACAUAAGCGAAGUAGGAAGGAUUCGGCAAAUUCUUUUUCGAAUUCAGCUUCUGAGGCGGAGUCCAAGGAGAGACGAAAGAAGCACCGCAAGCUCCAUCAAUGA
Molecule: messenger RNA, 762 nt
Organism: Echinococcus granulosus
Lineage: Eukaryota; Metazoa; Platyhelminthes; Cestoda; Cyclophyllidea; Taeniidae
Product: Serine/arginine repetitive matrix protein 2
Exons: 2
Coding region: 1-762 (253 amino acids)
Source: RefSeq, a predicted model, not a curated record